AUGCGGACGCCGGUGGCCUACAAGGCGCGGCAGCGGGCGUCGCAGGAGGCGCUCGCGCGCAGCAUGAACUUCGCCGUCAGCGGUGUCGGGGUGCUCGACACCGGCAACUUCCAGCGCAACAUCAGCCCGCAGAUCGACCUCUUCCAGGCCAUGCACCACAGCCAGCAGCGGGACUGCAGCAAGCGUACUGUGCUCGUCGUCGUCUCGGGCAAUGACUACGCCUACGCUGCCGACAAGGACAACGGCACCAGCGCGGCGAUCGCUUACAUCCCGACGGUGGUGCGGGAGCUCCGGGAGCAGCUCCGGCGGCUGCGCAACGAGGUGGGGAUGCGCAGGGUGGUGGUGACCAACCUGCACCACAUGGGCUGCACGCCUAUCUUCACCCGCCCGCUCAAUUACACCAGCUGCGACCUGCUGGCCAACGCCGGCGCUGCCCAGCACAACGCUGCGCUCCGGUCGGUCCUCGGCACCCUCGACCCCAAUAACCGCACCUUCCUCCUCCUCGACGUCCACAUCCCCUUCGCUGCCUUCCUCCUCGACAAUGACAACAACGAUGGCAAUGUCAAGAGGUUCGCGAGCACGCUGCGGCCAUGCUGCGAGAGCUUCAGGCCCGACGGCUACUGCGGCGAGGAGGACGAGAACGGCACGCGGCAGUACACGCUCUGCGACGACCCCGGCCGCUACUUCUACUGGGACGACGUGCACCUGACGCAGGCCGCCUAGGCCGCCGUGGCGCGC
Triticum aestivum (bread wheat) is the source of this 738-nucleotide messenger RNA. RefSeq names its product GDSL esterase/lipase At5g03610-like. NCBI's taxonomy places the organism in Eukaryota, Viridiplantae, Streptophyta, Magnoliopsida, Poales, Poaceae. The coding region runs from base 1 to 723 and encodes 240 amino acids. The record is from RefSeq and is a predicted model, not a curated record. The transcript is spliced from 5 exons. Gene Ontology annotation, molecular function: hydrolase activity, acting on ester bonds.